AUGCUGGACAUCAAAGAGGGUAAAUUGGGCGACCGCACGCAUGUCGACGAUCCUCCACGACUGAUCAAGUAUUAUCUGCGUGAUGACAAAAAUGUUUGCCCAACGCUCUUCAACAAUGUUCGAAAGGUCGGCAACCCAUACCCGAAGGGUUCAACAGAGAAAGAUCCUUUUGCACUCAAUGUGGGCAUUGCCAAAGACAAGCAAAUUCCAGAGAAUCUCUUGCAAACGAGCCCAGGUGAACUCUUCGAGGAAGCAAUUGGGACAUUCAUUGCAUAUGUGAAGAAGUAUCUCGAUGCCUACAUUGACAAGAAGACCCCGAUGCCUCGUGAGGCCGAGGAGAAGCUAUGGAAACUCCUGAUGAAAUGUGAUAAGAUGAGUGUUCGCCAGUUCUUACGCACAAAGGGAAAGGUUCCCGGCUUCCCUGACGACAAGGAUGUUCCCAAAGGUCCAGGCUUCAGCUACAACACCAUCCAAUGGCUGGAGACUGCCACUUAUGGCACUAGCUGGUACGAUCAAAGUCUUACCGAGGCCGUUCUGGAGAGCAUCGACUUUUACAUCACCGACGAUAACGCAAAGGCCAAAGAGAUCAACGACAACUGGUUUUGCAUCGACGGCGGCGCUCAGAAGAUUGCGGAAGAGAUGCGCAAGAAGAUGAAGAACCAAUCGGCUAUCAACUUCAACACCCAGGUCGUGGGAAUGGAUGCUAACUUAGAACUCAACGAGCGAGUGACAAAGUCCAUGACCGUGAUGCUGCGGGAUAGUGUCACCGGUAAAUCUCUGCGUCCAAGAGACUACUUCACGGUGUUCAGUUCGGCAACGUUAGGGUCGAUGAACCGAAUGGAUCUCUCCAAAGCUGGUCUGCUCUGGGAUACCAAACAAGCUAUUCGCUGCUUGGGCUACGGAGCUUCCUGCAAGGUCGGCAUCAAGUUCAAAACCCCCUGGUGGCAGAAGGAGCCGUACAACAUCGACCAAGGUGGCCUUGCCCGUACAGAUCUUGCUCCCCAAGUCUGCGUGUACCCUUCUUACAACAUCAAUAAGGACGUCGAUCCGCGGGACGAGCCUGCAGUUCUUCUCGUCUCCUACACCUGGGGACAGACAGCCCAGCGCCUGGCUAGUCUUAUUGCAUCAAAGUCGCGCGGCAAGUCCAACGCGGACAUACUCAAAGAAGAAACUGAGCUGAAGGAAGUCAUGCUCCGAGAUCUCGCCUUCUUGCACACACACGACCAUAACGACAAGAAAAAACUCGAUGACACUCUGGAAGAGCUCAACAAGCAGUAUUUGGAACACCACGCUUACGACUGGUACCAUGAUCCCCACAUGGCUGGAGCAUUCGCCUACUUCGGCCCCAGCCAGUUCAGUGAGCUGUACCCGGCCAUCACGAAACCUAACGCAGGUGGUCAACUGUACUUUAUCGGCGAAGCAGCUUCUGCACACCACGCUUGGGUUGUUGGCGCGCUUGAGAGUGUUGUGCGGGCACUCUACCUCAUGUUUGAUGCUUUGCACCAGGGCAGCAGGAACGACCCCGAGAUGAAGGACACAUACCAGGCAUACAAAUGGGCCAUGGACCUUCUCGAGUUUGGUUACAUCAAGGACCAUCCAGCCAAGGGGGAGAAGUCUGCAACCACAACUGCUGCGCCGAGUCCCCUGCCAUUCUUUCCGCUGCCUGCCGAGAUGCCACGGCGCCGCAGAAAUUUUGAUAACCUAAAUCUCAAUGAGCCUGACGACUCUAGCGACAAGGGCGAUUUCAAAACUGUUGGGGUUCACCCAACAAGUUCUAGAUCUGCAACGACUUUCGAGAGGCCUCAUGACCUUCCGUUCAGUGAGAGUGUUCGGGCCGACGUCUAUGCUCAACCUCCCCCGGAAAAGAUCGUGGAAAUAGCCAGUUCUCCGACGAGAGGGGAAUUCUCAGAUCACCCAGCCGUGAAAGGCACUGGAGAGGUGCAGCUCACGUAUGGCGCCGCACUUGUUGCUCUGAGUACGGUCGAGUCGGCUAUAUCGACUUUGGCUGAAUUGAAAGAGGAAGAGUUGAAAGAUCAGUUAAAGAAGAUAUCGGAGGAGACGGAAUCUACGUAA
Messenger RNA from Colletotrichum fioriniae, 2073 nucleotides. RefSeq lists its product as uncharacterized. NCBI's taxonomy places the organism in Eukaryota, Fungi, Ascomycota, Sordariomycetes, Glomerellales, Glomerellaceae. Gene Ontology annotation, molecular function: L-amino-acid oxidase activity. The record is from RefSeq and is a predicted model, not a curated record. Gene Ontology annotation, biological process: amino acid catabolic process.